AUGCCCUUCACACUGGGGGUUGUUGCCUGCGUUUUCCAGAAGCUCAGAGAACUUAUGUGUCCAGGGUCAUACAGCUGGAAGGGAGAAAAGCAAGACUUGUCUGCCUGCAAAACAGAUGGAGUGUUUGGAAGAUGCCGGCGGAUUCCGGUGAUAGACAUAUACCGAUAUGAAGUCUCACCGCCUGUUCUGCAGCACCUGAGAGCCACUUUGCAGAAGCUGUCCCGCACAGGUUUCACAUGGCGGGAUGAUUACACCCAGCAUUUGAUGGCCCAGGAGCUCUCAAACCUCCCCAAAACUUAUCUGCCACGUUCUGAAGCUUCCUCAAGACAGGGGGCCUCAAAACAGAGCAUUGGUAACGAAAGGACGUACAGCCUGGAAAAUGAUGUUACCUUGGCCAAGACACUGCAGCAAUACCUUCCAUUCCUGGGGGUACUGUCCCAGGCCGUGGCUUCAGACGUGUACCCCAGGAUGAAGAAUGACAAACCACCAAUUAAGAGUGAUGGUGCCUUCCCUGAGAGCGUCUUGACUUACGUGGCUCAAAUGUCCAAAGGAAGUAGUUCUGCCUUGACCUAUCCUCCCAUGUCUCGGGCCGGUUACCCUGAGGAUCUGCCGCUGCGGACCCUGGGCCCACUCCAGCCGGACGAGCUCAGUCCUAAGGUGGACAGCGACCUGAACACACAGAACCUGAUGGCCGCCCUCAGCGCCUACGCUGCCCAGAGGCCUGCGGCACCCCCUGAGGAGGAGGACCUGGGGGUGAUGUACCUUCUGCAGGCACGUUUGAGAGCACUGAGGCCCGACUCGGCCCCCGCAGCCCUGCAGAAGUGGCCUUUUGCUCUGAGAGAUCCCAAGGAGCCCCCCAGCACAGGAGAUGAAGCAUUUAUUCAGAAUCUCCUGAAGGACCUGAGGAGGCACCAGGUCAAUGUGGAUGAUCUAAGUCUACUGGAGCUAGAUGAGAUGGCCAGUGUGAUUGCUGAGGCCAUGCAAGGUGGAGAUACAGAAGAGGAUCAGGAAAACACCGGGAGAGAAGCUGAAGGAAAACCAGGAGAACAAGCAGACAGCUCAGAAAUUUUGCUCACGCUCCUGUCUUUCACAGAUAACAAAGUACAAGAAGAUGAUGAUAAAAUUUAUGAAGAGGUCAAACACUUGAAUGUCAAACUUGGGGACCUCUUGAAGGAACACAAGCCCCAACACAUGCCUGAGGCUCUUCCUCUUGCCAAGUCAUUUAAAACUGAUAUCAAGAAAUCGGAGGAACCCCAGUCUUCGGAAGAAGUUAACGUCGGCAUUGAAAAUGUCAGGAGUCAGACUUACUCCAAAGAGCUAUUUGAUAAGCCAAAUUCUGAACCCAGAGUGGAUGGGUUUAGGGAUUAUCAAAACUGGAUUCCAGGGGCUUUGAAGCAAGAUGAAAGCCUUCAGGCAGAAUCUCAACAGCGCGCAGGCACAGGCCUGCAGUUAGAAGUCAAAUCUUCUGAUGAGGAGGAAUAUGGCUACAUUGUAACAGAAAACAGCCCUCUGAGCCUGGAAAAGGGAACGAAGUUGAUAGAGGACAUAGCCCAUCUCCUGAAGGUGCCAGUCAGCACCUUUGCAGAUAUCAGUGUUCUGGGACCAGCAGUGACCUUCAGAGUGACCUCCAAUAUCCAGAACGUGACAACUGCAGCUGUUGCUAAGGCAGCAGUUGACAACAAGGACAAACUUGAAGCAACCUCUAGAGUGAAAAUUCUUCGAGCUGGAAUUGGGUCGAAAAGCAAGGUCAAGCUUCUGCCUCAUCAGGUGGAACGAGAAGACUCCGCCAAGUUCGUGGUCCUCACCCUGAUCUCCAUUGGGUGCAUCACCGGUGUCCUCCUGACUUCAGGGAUCCUCUACUGCCUACGCCACAGCUCUCACUACCAGCUGAAGGAGAAGCUCUCCGGACUCAGCGGGGACCUGGGCUCAGACGCCACCACUGCCUACCAGGAGCUGUGCCGGCAGCGCAUGGCCACGAGGUCCUCGGAGCGCCCGGAGCCCCUGCACACUUCCCGCAUCAACAGCGUCUCUUCCCAGUUCAGCGAUGGACCAAUGCCCAGCCCCUCGGCUCGGAGCAGCACCUCGUCCUGGUCAGAGGAGCCGGUCCAGUCCAACAUGGACAUCUCCACCGGUCACAUGAUCCUGUCCUACAUGGAAGACCACUUGAAGAACAAGAAUCGCCUGGAGAAAGAGUGGGAGGCACUCUGUGCCUACCAGGCGGAGCCCAACAGUUCCUUGGUGGCGCAGCGGGAGGAGAACGUGCAGAAAAACCGCUGCUUGGCCGUGCUGACAUAUGAUCACUCCAGGAUACUGCUGAAAUCAGAAAACAGCCACGGCAACUCUGACUACAUCAAUGCCAGCCCCAUUAUGGAUCACGACCCCAGGAAUCCUGCAUAUAUCGCGACCCAAGGACCACUUCCUGCUACUGUGGCUGACUUCUGGCAGAUGGUCUGGGAGAGCGGCUGUGUGGUUAUUGUCAUGCUGACACCCCUCACUGAAAAUGGAGUCAAGCAGUGCUACCACUACUGGCCAGAUGAAGGCUCCAACCUUUACCACAUCUACGAGGUAAAUCUGGUCUCUGAGCAUAUCUGGUGUGAGGAUUUCCUAGUAAGAAGCUUUUAUCUGAAGAAUCUCCAAACCAAUGAGACACGAACCGUGACCCAGUUCCAUUUCCUUAGUUGGUAUGACCAGGGCGUUCCUUCUUCCACGAGGUCUCUUCUGGAUUUCCGCAGAAAAGUAAACAAGUGCUACAGGGGCCGUUCUUGUCCAAUAAUUGUUCAUUGCAGUGACGGCGCAGGACGAAGCGGCACCUACGUGCUGAUUGACAUGGUUCUCAAUAAGAUGGCCAAAGGUGCUAAAGAGAUUGAUAUUGCUGCGACCCUGGAGCACUUGAGGGACCAGAGACCGGGCAUGGUCCAGACAAAGGAGCAGUUUGAGUUUGCGUUGACCGCGGUGGCCGAGGAGGUGAAUGCGAUACUCAAGGCCCUUCCACAAUAAGCGUCUGAUUUUUCUGGAGGGCUCCGAGGAGCCCCCCUUAACCCUUCUGAAUGUCGUUGGAAACCAUGACAUGACUUUAACUGUGUGUCUCCUGUUGUAACUGCAUAGUAAUAGGCUCUUUAAAACUCCUGUAGUCAGUACGGUUUAGCAGUUAAAAUGUGUAUUUUUGUUCAACCAAAUAAUAAUAAAGGAAGCGUUGUGGAAACAUCCAUUACGGGGCGGGGGGGAGAUCAGUUCAUCUAAUUAUUUUCACUUUCUGGGGGGAAAAAAAUUACUUUUCCUUAAAGCACACAUUCACAUCCCUAAUUGCAAACAAUGCCGUAUUAGUGAUGCAGUUAUUAGCACGUUCAGUGUGGUCUCCGAGAAGAUGUUUGCUGUGAUUUGUAACUUCUGAAGGACGAAUCAGCUGUGCAGGGAGGGGACCAAAGCUAACUGGCAAAGCAUGAAACGAAGGCUCCCCGGGGUUGAAAUAGCGUUUGGCAUUUGUCUUUAAAUGAUUUCUCAUUGGGAGAAACCACCGACUUAUUCAGGAGUUAGAUCAGCAGAAGUAUUACCGUUCUGCAGCGCUGGGGCCAACAGGAGUGAGGAAGCCUCACAGCUCUCCGCUCUGCUCACCUACGGCUGCUCGACGUGUUCCCGUUGAGCACUAGCAAUGGCCUGGAACUGUCUGUCCACUUGGCCUCUAAAAAGUGGAAGGAUCUUAGGCUUUCCUCCUGUGGGCAGUCACUCCUCCAACCCUUGAGGCCCAGUCACGCUUAUGAUGCUUCACCUUUGUAUUGCAAAGUUAGGGGUUAGCCCCAACCUGGAGGCAUGGUUUUUUAAGCUUGAAAAUAUUGAUUUACACGUUACAAAAACGGAUAUACCUAACAAACACUUUCCUGUGAGAUAACCAGAAUUAGGAAGAACAGACGAGGCAUUUAACCAGGGUCCCAAAGACCUUAUAAACUCUGGCCAGACAGCUGUGGCA
This is a messenger RNA of Loxodonta africana (African savanna elephant), 3964 nucleotides long. It is a transcript of the gene PTPRN2, whose product is annotated as protein tyrosine phosphatase receptor type N2. Gene Ontology annotation, cellular component: secretory granule; synapse. Lineage: Eukaryota; Metazoa; Chordata; Mammalia; Proboscidea; Elephantidae. The transcript is spliced from 23 exons. Gene Ontology annotation, molecular function: protein tyrosine phosphatase activity. The record is from RefSeq and is a predicted model, not a curated record. Gene Ontology annotation, biological process: regulation of secretion; insulin secretion involved in cellular response to glucose stimulus; protein dephosphorylation. The coding region runs from base 1 to 2997 and encodes 998 amino acids.